AUGCUCACCCUCGCUUCACUUUGCUUCCCGAGAGCCCCGACAGAAAGCCAGCCAUUUCCCGCUCUGUCAUCGGUGUCUUUGCAGGUUUAUGCGACCAUUAGCUUGGCGAUCGUCCAACUUCUUUUUCCCCGUCGGCCAGAUCUUUUUGCGCCAGAUGGCAGGCCCGUGGACCAAGAAAACAGCGCUUCAGCCUUUCACAAGUAUUCCAUGCACUGGUGUACGAGUGCGCUCAGUAUUGCUGGAAACCAUGUUGGACUCGACCAACUUCCUGUCCUAGACUACCGUACCAAAUCAAAGAGCCAGCCACCUCUUCUGAUCAUGUCCUCUAGGGCCUCUUUAUGGAAUCGCAUUGUAACCGACCGGUUUGCCGGGUUUGCCAAACAAUGGAUCCUUAUGUUUGUGCGAUCAAUCGUUACCUUUGGAUCUCCUUAUUGUGUCAUGCGGUUGCUCAAAAGCCUGGAAGACCACCAUGAUUCAACAUAUGAUGCUUGGAUGUGGUUGGUUGGAAUUAGUGUAUCUUCCUUAUGCCAAACAUUAAUUCACUAUCAUCUACUCUGGACACAGUGGUCGCAAAUGGGUGUCCCCGUUAGAGCACAACUGAUCAUGGCAAUAUUCCUCAAAGCUCUCAAGGUGAAAGACUCCAAAGACCCUAAAAGCUCAAAAACAGCGUCCGAAAAGCCCGAAGCCAUCAAUCUCAUCUCAUCGGACACCGCUUCCUUCAGCAAAUUCACUGCGGUCAACCACUAUAUUCCUGCCCUUCUCUCCAAGUUUGUUUUUGCUGUGUUGUUUCUCCUGAGAUUACUGGGAUGGCAGAGCACCCUUGCGGCAAUGGUAGUCACUGCAAUAAGCGUACCGGUACACACGUUCGUCAUUAAACAGGAGCGCGUGGCGCAGAAGAAACUUGCAGGCGCAAGAGAUAAGAAAACCAAAGCAAUCAACGAAGCCAUGCAUGCACACCGACAAAUCAAGUUCUCUGCCUUGGAGGCCCAAUGGGAAGAGCGUCUAGAGACCUUUCGACAAGAAGAGAUGAAGCAAUUACGCAGGAGCUUUUUUGCCAAAAAUGUAAGAUCUGUAUGGAGUGUUGCAUCUCCGUUCACUGUCGCAGCAUCUUCAAUUUGCACCUACGCAUACACCAAGAGGUCAAUAUCUCCAUCCAUAAUAUUUCCGAUGAUUGAGCUCCUGCCUCACCUCCAGGGAACGUUGGGAUUUCUCCCUGUGGUAUUCCAUGAUUACUUUGGCGCCCGGGCAAAUGGACGCCGUAUGGAGGAUUUCCUGAGAAGACCAGAACAGGAGAGGGUCCUUGCGCCCAGUCCAUCUGGCCGUGUUUCAUUCCAGAAUGCGUCCGUUUCCUGGCCAUCUGACGAACCCCAUGGAGAAAUCAAGCAGGAAAAGGAAACCAAUUCGCAACAUCGAUUUUCCCUCUGCAAUAUCAAUCUCGACUUCCCUGUUGGAGAGCUUAGCAUUAUUCACGGGAAAACAGGAUCCGGAAAGAGCCUAUUACUUGCUGCUAUACUCGGAGAGAUCGACCUCUUGGAUGGUCGAAUUGAGGCACCAUCGAUGGCUGAUGGGCAACCGGUUGCAUUUGUAUCCCAAACACCGUGGCUCCAGAAUGCUACAUUCAAGGAUAACAUCUUGUUUGGAAGCCCUAUGGACACUGAACGAUACGAGAAAGUCCUCAAAGCCUGUGCUCUCUAUCCUGACCUUGCUGCCUUGGCCAAGGGAGAUGAGACUCAGAUUGGCCUGCGAGGCGUCAAGCUCAGUGGAGGCCAGCGCGCGAGACUUUCUUUCGCGAGGGCAAUCUACUCCAGUGCGCAAGUUCUGGUUCUCGACGAUAUAUUCUCAGCCCUCGAUGCUCAUGUCUCCAGGGAGAUUUUCAGUGCACUCACCGGGGAGCUUUGUAGAGGCCGCACACGGAUCCUUGCAACUCAUCGGGUGCCUUUGUGCUUGCCGAAGACCAAGUACAUUGUCCAUGUCCAGGACAACACCAUAGAGUAUGCAGGAAACACCGACUCACUUGAAGAAAAUUGGGAUGUUGUCGAGCCCGAGACGCCUCCUGAAGCUGGCCCACCGGUGCAAGAGAAACCAAAAGAACGUCCACGCACCAAGACUAAGACCAGAAGUUCUGACGCGCGUACGGACCUGAAAGUGUAUAAGAGUUACUUUACCGCAGCAGGCGGCCUUGGAUUCACUAUCAUGUAUUUCCUGGGCCUCGUGAUCAAGCAACUUCUGAGUACGUUGACGACAAGGGUUUUGGGACGUAUCAACUCAGCACGCCCAAAGAGCGUCACUCAAUCAGAGAAUGUCUCGCCACUUACUGCCAAUGAGGAAAGCGGCUUAGAGCAGUAUCUCUAUCUGUACCUGCUCAUUUCGCUGCUGACUGUACUACUGCAAUUUCUUGUCAAUCUGUAUACUUUUGCAGGGUCACUACGCGCGUCCAAGUCUCUACUCCGGGAGGUUACGUCGAGAGUCCUUCGAAUGCCUCUUCUCUGGCUUGACAACACACCCAUCGGGGAGAUACUGAGACGGUUGACCGUGGACGCUAAACAUGUUGACGAUCAGGUCCUUGUCACCAUGUCGGAUUUUGCUGACAAUUUCGUCCAGAUGAUGGUUGUAGGAUGCAUCGGGCUAUAUACAUCCAAGUACACGAGCUUUCUAACCGUGGCUCUACUAUAUUGGUGUGCCGUGGUCAGCAAGCGCUACAUCAAAGCUCGAACGACAGUCAGGCGCGCCGAUGCAGAGCCAACCGCUGAUAUCCUCGAGCAUUUCACUUCAUCAGCGGCAGGGGUCAUGACGAUCCGGGCGUUCGGCGCAACAGAUCGGCUGGCUGAUCAGAUGCAUCAACGACUCGAUAGCCUAUCCUCAGCCAGGAGGCAUUUUUAUAUCUUUAAUCGCUGGCUGGGCCUCCAGAUGUCUCUCGUUGGUGUUCUGUUCAGUACCGGCACGGGCAUAAUCCUAAUGUCAUCGAGUUCUGUGAUCGACCCAUCUCUGAUUGGAUUUUCCCUAAGCUUCUCCAUGGGCUUCUCGCAGGCCGUGUUCCAGGCCAUCAACACUUUCGGAAUGCUGGAGACCUACAUGAACGCAGCAGGGAAUAUCAUCGCCUACUCCGAGAUGGAGCCCGAAAAUCAAGGCGGCCAGGAAGCUCCAGACAACUGGCCAUCGAAGGGAGCUGUUGAGGUCAAGUCCCUUGAUGUUUCGUACUCCACGGACCUGCCCCUUGUUCUGAAAAACGUAUCAUGCAGUAUUGAGGGGGCCACAAGAGUCGGCAUUGUAGGACGCACGGGAGCCGGAAAAUCUUCGCUAACACUGGCUCUUCUACGCCUGAUUGAACACCAAGCCGGCUCCAUCAUCGUCGACGGCAUCGACAUCUCAACCAUCAAGCUGCAGUCCCUCAGGUCCCGAAUCGCUUUUAUUCCGCAAGACCCAGUCUUAUUCUCCGGAACGGUGCGGUCUAACCUCGACUACUUCCACCAAAUUCCCGAAGCCACCCUCAACGACGCCCUGAAACGCGUCAAACUUCUUGCAGAGGGCCCAGAGGAGGAAAACACCGGCCUGUUCACCCUCGACACACCCAUUAGCGCGGGGGGAGCCAACAUGUCCGAGGGCCAACGGCAGCUCCUCUGCCUCGCACGGAUCCUAAUCAAGGAUCCGAAGAUUAUCAUCCUCGAUGAGGCGACAUCAGCUGUGGAUCACAAGACAGAUCUAUGGAUCCAGGAGACGAUUCGGACCCAGUUUAGUGGGACGUUGAUUGUGGUUGCGCAUCGACUGAGGACCAUCUCAUCGUUUGAUAAGGUGAUUGUCAUGAGUGAGGGAGAGAUUGCGGAGAUGGGGCCACCAGCCGAGCUAUUGAAGAAGGAGGGGUUGUUCUAUGAUCUUGUUCAGAGUAGUGAGGACCGGGAAUUCUUGACGGCCACAAUUGGAUGA
Messenger RNA from Aspergillus ibericus CBS 121593, 3921 nucleotides. Its product is annotated as P-loop containing nucleoside triphosphate hydrolase protein. Gene Ontology annotation, cellular component: membrane. The coding region runs from base 1 to 3921 and encodes 1306 amino acids. Gene Ontology annotation, molecular function: ATP hydrolysis activity; ATP binding; ABC-type transporter activity. The transcript has 2 exons. The record is from RefSeq and is a predicted model, not a curated record. Lineage: Eukaryota; Fungi; Ascomycota; Eurotiomycetes; Eurotiales; Aspergillaceae. Gene Ontology annotation, biological process: transmembrane transport.